This is a messenger RNA of Ectocarpus sp. CCAP 1310/34, 990 nucleotides long. The record is from the annotation of a GenBank genome assembly. Lineage: Eukaryota; Phaeophyceae; Ectocarpales; Ectocarpaceae.
AUGCUGCUCCACGCGCAGCGAAAUCGUUCGAGUUCGGAGGGAGAGCUGGACAAGCGGCACCUGCAGCAUUGCAGACUCUUCGCGUUUCUGCGCGUUGCAAGAGCGGUGCGAAACUACGCCGUCACCCAGGCGUUGGUGAAGCCGUGGGCGGCGCUCGAGGCGCGGUUACCCCUGUGCGACUCUCUUCGGAGCUUCAUUCGACUCCACGAGGCCUACCUUGAUCUCAUCCUCGAGAGGUGUUUCUUGCUGCCGCGCACGAGACAAACGCUGGCGUACCUGCUCGACGCCCUGCAGGCUGGCAUCGCCUUCUCCCAGAGAUACGGGGAGUACGUCAUCCAGUUUGAUGACCGAUCCGGAAGAUCCUCUGACGGGGCACCGGAGACGAAUGGCGGGUUCACCCAGGGUCCUAGCGCUGCUCGCGAGGAGGAAGAUGGGGGGGGCAACAGGGGCGAGGGGAGGGACGAGGCGUGCAGGGAGUCUUUGAAGAAGCUGGACGAGCUGUGGCAUGACCUGGUGUCGGCGCUUGGUUUCGUGAUUCCGCUGCUGAAGGAGAUGGUACGUUCCAGGAGCGCUGUCUACGUCAACGAGCUGCUCACGGAGCUCGAGUUCAACCACUUCUUUGAGCGUCAAGAGACGUGGAGGGUGGAGAGAAGAGCCCCCCGUGUCUAGUCAAGGGCUCUAGCUAUUUAGCGCUUAUCCUGACAGCUCGCAGUGAAAGGCUACAAUAACCUUGGUUGGUUUGGAAACUUGUCCGGCUGCGUGUUAAGUGUCGUUGAAACGAGCGUGCGAGGGCUGCCAGCCUCUUUGACUCGGAUUUCGCGACGGCAGCUGGGUUAGAUGGGUUAGCCACCGCGUUUUCUUGGUUGUUUCCCCGCGGUGGAUCGUGAUGGGUUUCGUAGACCAUGAUGACAGGGGCAGUCGCGGCGGAUGCAAGAGGGAGAGUGGGUGCGUGCCUGGAAUGUCAUGAGAGAAAAACCCCAAAGAAAACCG